AUCAAUCCCCGAGAUUUCGUAACUCACCAUCACCACCGCUCCUAUUAAAGCCCCCCCACCAAAUCUGAGCGAAGGAAAAGAGGAGCAAGAAAAAGAACAUAGGAAUGGCGGCGCAGCAGGCGAUCGAGAGGCAGAGGGAGGGGGCGGAGGUGUUCCACGGGGCGGAUCUGUGCAAGAAGAAAUCGGUAGAGCUGCUGGGGGAGCUGCACCUGCCCAAGGGGCUGCUGCCGCUAAGCGGGCUGGAGGAGGUGGGGUACAACCGGGCGACGGGGUUCGUGUGGAUGAAGCAGAAGAAGGGGAGCCAGCACGUGUUCAAGAAGAUCGGGAGGGCGGUGUCGUACGCGACGGAGGUGACGGGCUUCGUGGAGGACCGGCGGAUGAAGCGGAUGACCGGGGUCAAGACCAAGGAGCUCCUCAUCUGGGUCUCCCUCUCCGACAUGUACAUCGACGACAGCGAUCACACCAAGAUCACCUUCAAGACCGCCGCCGGGGUCGGGAGAUCAUACCCCGUCUCCGCCUUCGAGGAGGAGGAGGAGGAGGAGGCGAAGAAGUGAGCGCCAAAGGGGCAGUUUCGUUAUUUCAGGAGUAAAGUCGGUGGGUUCUCUUUGCAGGCAGCUUAAACACUCCGACUUUGUUGCUGGAUCGCAGAAAAGAGGCUGCCGGUGUAGACCCAACAACACCUGCAACCCCCACAACUUUUGUGCGAUAUAAAAUUGAAGAAGAGAGUUGAGUUGCAGGACUUGUUCAAUUCACGGAAAAAAAAUUUCUUUACUGAAAUAUUUUAUUUUUGAGAAACUAAUGCCUGAACAUAUGAUACUUGGAAGAAUAAUUUUUGUAUAUUUGGUUGACUAUAGAAAUGAUAUUCGAGAGUGGCUUAUA
Molecule: messenger RNA, 879 nt
Organism: Phoenix dactylifera (date palm)
Lineage: Eukaryota; Viridiplantae; Streptophyta; Magnoliopsida; Arecales; Arecaceae
Source: RefSeq, a predicted model, not a curated record